AACCGGGGGCCUAAGUAUAAAUAAGUAAACUAUCAAAAAACAUUACGGGGUGCAAAUAACAACCACCAUGACGUCGUAUAUAAUGAAAUCUUGGCUACUGCAGGCUACUACUAAUUUAUCGACAUUCCUUAUUGUCUAUAUUGUCACUUUUCCUAUAAUCUACUUGGAAAUUCGUUAUAACAGCUACUGAAUAUAAACGUAUGUAAAUACAGGAAAGAGUCAAGCGGGGGCCUAAGUAAACUAUCAAAAAACAUUACGGGGUGCAAAUAACAACGAUCAUGACGUCGUAUAUAAUGAAAUCUUAGCUACUGCAGGCUUCUACUAAUUUAUCGACAUUCCUUAUCAACAUACCUAUAAUAUUGUCGUUUUCCCUAUAACUACGUGGAAAUUCGUAAUAACAGCUACUGAAUGUAAACGUAUGUAAAUAUGGGAAAAAGUCAACCGGGGGCCUAAGUAAACUAUCAAAAAACAUUACGGGGUGCAAAUAACAACGAUCAUGGCGUAUGUAAUGAAAUCUUGCAUCGGGAUUAGUCGUCCCGUGAUGCGGCGCGCGCCGGCGGCAGGCAAUCGAUGGCGGCAGGACGCGGCCCGACGCCAGCCCGACAGACCGACAGACGCCCCGAGACGCCGCGCCCGGCCACACGUCCCUCGCUCGCGCCGCCCUCGCCAGCUCAAUGUUUACUUGUCGGAACAGCUGACCGGCCGGAGGCGGUCCCAGAGGUGCAGGGUCGAGCGGGAGUGCGGUCGAUGCCCGAAGAGAAGAGAAGAGAAGAAAAUGCGUCGCCUUCUGUACGUAUACUGAAUGUAUCCUGAGUGUCUGAUUCUUUCCGGUAUACCUUCAGUAUACGUAACAGAAGAUGACACUUGCAACGUUCGAAGACCGCAGAAGACGAAGACGACGAAGAAGUUUCAUCUUCAUUCUUGCUGUUUUUCUAUUCUAAAUUGUUAUUGUGUUUUACCUACAUUGUAAAAAUGUUUACAGUAAAAUUACUUGAUUAUGUUUAAUUAAAUGUAGAUACAUUAUUUUACUGUAAGCAACUUUUACCAUGUAGGUAAUUAAUUGUGUAAUUCUAAUUUUAAUUAGUUAGUACCAGUCUAAUUGUAAUUGAAAUAUGACAAAAUUAAAGAUUAGUAUCUAUCUUUGUAAAUCCACAGUUGUAAAAAACUUUUACUGUUAUAUAACCUACAUAAUAAUAUUUACAUAAUUCGGUAUUUACAAAUAUUUAUAUAAGAUUUUUUAAUUAACGUUAGAUAGAUACAGAUAGGUAUAUCUUUGUAACAUUGUUAUUCUGCCCUAUAAUAAAGAAAAGUAUAGAUAAUACCUAUUACCCAAAAUAGUUUUACUUAACUACCUAUAUAAUUAAUACAUUAUGAUUUUUUUAAAUGACUUAAUGUGAGAAUUUUACUUACAAAUAAAA
Molecule: messenger RNA, 1418 nt
Organism: Bicyclus anynana (squinting bush brown)
Lineage: Eukaryota; Metazoa; Arthropoda; Insecta; Lepidoptera; Nymphalidae
Exons: 3
Coding region: 497-802 (101 amino acids)
Source: RefSeq, a predicted model, not a curated record